AUGAAACCACACUUGAAGCAAUGGAGACAGCGAAUGCUUCUGGGGAUAUUCGCCUGGGGGCUCCUCUUCGUGGUCAUCUUUAUCUACUUCACCGACGGCACCCCGGCCGAGCCCGUGCCCAGCGCCUUCUCCUUCCUGGAGACCCAGAGGCUCCUGCCCCUGCAGGGGAAGCAGCGGGCCAUCAUGGGCGCCCUGCACGAGCCCGCCUGGCUCAGAGGCGCGGACGCGAACCAGGCGCUGCCCCGCGGACGCCCGGUGGCCUCCUUCCAGGCGGGCCCUGAAGACCCCCGGAAGGGGGGCCGGGCGCACGGCAGGUCUGAGAAGGGAGAGCUGUUUUCAUCCCAGGUUGGGAGAAGAUCCCAGAGUGCUUUCUACCCGGAGGACGACGACUACCUUGUCGCUGCCGGUCAGCCAGGGUGGCCCAGUCACUCUCAGGGGACAGCGGGAGGGGCUUCCCCGGGGCAGCCGGGCCUGCGGGAGGGGCUGAGCCAGCUGCACCCGCGCGGCCUGAGCAGCUGCGCCGUGGUCAUGUCCGCGGGCGCCAUCCUCAACUCCUCCCUGGGCGAGGAGAUAGAUUCUCAUGACGCAGUUUUGAGGUUUAACUCUGCUCCUACACGUGGUUAUGAGAAAGAUGUUGGGAAUAAAACCACCGUGCGCAUCAUUAACUCCCAGAUUCUGACCAACCCCAGUCAUCACUUCAUUGACAGUUCAUUGUAUAAAGACGUCAUUUUGGUGGCCUGGGACCCUGCUCCUUAUUCUGCAAAUCUUAACCUGUGGUACAAGAAGCCAGAUUACAACCUGUUCACUCCAUAUAUUCAGCAUCGUCAGAGAAACCCAACUCAGCCAUUUUACAUUCUUCAUCCAAAAUUUAUAUGGCAACUCUGGGACAUUAUCCAGGAGAACACGAAGGAGAAGAUUCAGCCAAACCCACCGUCUUCUGGUUUCAUUGGAAUCCUCAUCAUGAUGUCUAUGUGCAGAGAGGUGCACGUGUACGAAUACAUCCCGUCGGUGCGGCAGACGGAGCUCUGCCACUACCACGAGCUGUACUACGACGCAGCCUGCACCCUGGGCGCGUACCACCCACUGCUCUACGAGAAGCUUCUGGUGCAGCGUCUGAACACGGGCACGCAGGCAGAUCUGCACCGCAAGGGCAAGGUGGUCCUGCCGGGCUUCCAGGCUGUGCACUGCCCUGCGCCCAACCCAGCCCUUCCACCCUCUUAAAGAAAAGCCUCUUAGGAGUCCAUGUGCAAUAAGGUACUACUGUCGUCCUCGGAGUCACAAAAAGAUACUUGAAGAUAGAUUUUAGGCCAUGUAGUUUUGAGUCUUUAAACUGUAAUUUAGUGGUGGUCACGAGAAUUCUUCUCUUUCUAAGCCAUUGAGUAUUUAUGCUUUGAAUACAGAAGUGGAAUUUUAAAAGAUAAAUAAUGCUCAAGAAAGAUGAAAAAAAAAGAAUAGCUAGAAAGAAAAUAAAGGUAGAACCGUGGGUGUGAUACCUCCAAAACUGUUGGCCUUUUCCUAUGCCAUAAGGUUCCCACCAUCAGGCUUGGUUUCAAUCACGGGGUUUGGUGAUUUCUCCUGAUCAUAUGAAAUGGUUUCUAUCUAGAAACACCCAAAUCGAGGGACAGUACCUACAGCAAUUAGUAUUUCACUUAUAUAGGCACCCAUCAUUAAUUGUCCUAGAUGUUAUGGCUAGCAUUUGAAUGAUCACUCAGAUGUGUUCAUUUUAACAAUAAACAUCGCAGCACAUCCUACAAGGGUCAUUGCACUCCACAUCUCUGCCCUCCCAUUGCCCACUGAAUACUCUGUUCUCUGUGCAGCAAGACAUAUAUCUAAAACCACAAAACACCCAUCUUGAGGGGUCCAAGGAAAAGCCAAAGUCUUACAGCACCGCAGAGGAGGCACUUUGUUUCCCUGCAGUAUCUCGUGGCUUGACCAGGAAUGCUAGGAUCACACAGGGCAGAGUAUCACUGGCAAGGAAUCCAGAGCCACGGGCUAGAGGGUGGCCCUGGACGCUCCCCAGUUCUGGCUCUUCUGUCUUGUGCCUCCUCUCCUGCAGGACCACCCCACGGCUCUUCAUAGCUAGUGACAUAUGUGGCCAUGGGUACAGCUCUGCAGGGGGGAAAGUGGAAGAUACUUUACUACUGCCAACCAAGAAGGAAGGACCUAAGAGCCAUCACCCUGUGUGCUCCUGGAGGUACACACCUGUCCCUUUUCUAUGGAUUUUUUCGUAGGUUUUUAUCAGCUGUUGGGAACAUGACAGCGAUGUGCUCUGAAUUUUUGCUAACUCUGCCUUCAGAUAAACACUUGGGAAUUUGAUCCUUGUUUUCACAGAUAUGUUUUAUGUCAGCAGCAUGACAAAGCCAUAUAAUUAAAAGACAUUGUGUGAA
This is a messenger RNA of Carlito syrichta (Philippine tarsier), 2387 nucleotides long. It is a transcript of the gene ST6GAL2, whose product is annotated as ST6 beta-galactoside alpha-2,6-sialyltransferase 2. The record is from RefSeq and is a predicted model, not a curated record. NCBI's taxonomy places the organism in Eukaryota, Metazoa, Chordata, Mammalia, Primates, Tarsiidae. Gene Ontology annotation, molecular function: sialyltransferase activity. Gene Ontology annotation, biological process: carbohydrate metabolic process.